This is a messenger RNA of Sebastes umbrosus (honeycomb rockfish), 2811 nucleotides long. RefSeq names its product IgGFc-binding protein-like. NCBI's taxonomy places the organism in Eukaryota, Metazoa, Chordata, Actinopteri, Perciformes, Sebastidae. The transcript is spliced from 4 exons. The coding region runs from base 246 to 1841 and encodes 531 amino acids. The record is from RefSeq and is a predicted model, not a curated record.
CCUCCCUCUCCUCUUCGCUCUCUUCAUCUUCAUCCUCCUCCUCCUCCUCCUCCUCCUCCUCCCUCUUCUCCUCCUACUGAUGUGCAUAUGCAAACAUCUUCCAAAUCCUGUCGUGUUUGUCAGUCAAAUGAAGGAGAGGAAGAGAAGGAAGAGGUGGAGGAGGAGGUGAAUCAGGAAACAGUCGAUGAAGGUGAAGACUGAGUAUCAGGUAAAGACUCAGACUCAGUGCUGAUCCUGGUUCCACCAUGAGUCCUCUGCUGCUCCUGUUGCUGCUGCUGGCUGCAGUCUACUCAGAAUUCACUCCACCAGAAAACAGCACUGGUCUGAAAUUCACUGUUGCUUUUCCGGAGAACAUCGCCCACUAUCAUCCUGUUCGGCCCCAAAACAAGGUCCAGAUCACUGCCCUGUAUGACGACACUGAGGUCAACAUCAAAUCGUCUACCUACAGUUCCACAAACCCGAUACUGAACGAAGGAGAGUCUAAGGAGUACAUAUCUGAUACAAGACUGGAGCUCUGGAAGACAGGAGUCUCUGACCAUAGUGUCCAAAUUAUCAGCAACAAGCAGAUCACCGUCCAUGCCAUCCAUCUUAAACACAACAGUGUGCAGACUGCUCUGGUUUUACCCACUAACAAACUGGGCACAGAGUACCUCAUCCCGCCGGUACCCAAGAUCCAAGGAACCACUCUCCCUGCGGACAUAGUCACACCAGAUGUACCUGAACGAGGUCCAUUCAAACUCAUUAUCAUCAACGGGGACAAAGAAAACAAGGUAACUGUUGAAGGUAUCGAGACCGAAGAAGUUUCUCUUAAGCCCAACCAGAUCUGGGUAAAAGAAGAUAAGGCAUUGCGAACUGUCAAAGCCAACGAGCCGGUGGCAGUCCUCUUCGGUCACACUUGCGCCAUCCAGCACAACUGCACUUGUGGGCAGCUGUACGCCAUGCUGCCGCCAGCCACAGAAGAGAAGCUGAAGUUCUACAUCCCUCCUAUUCUGGCCAAGAAUAUUGAAGGUGAAUCAUUUGUACUUCUGUCAGACAAACAAUCCACCAAAGUAAAGCCCUUCGACCCGGACUCUCCGCUGGUCGAGAUCGCUGGCACAGCCAUCUUCUAUCGUCCGGGCUUACUCCUCACUCUGAUCCCAGAGACGGACUUCGCCGCGUGUUACGUCGUCAACUCCAUCCCAGACACGGAGAGCUCCGCCUUGAUCGUGGUCCACCAGGAUCUCACUGAUGGUGUUCAUGUUGGAAGUGUUCCUUUGGAGAAUCCAGAUUGGCAGAAGCUGAAAGGGACAGAGUAUGUCUCAACACUCGUUGGACUGGCGUCGGACAAGAGCGUCAUCUGGCACGGUUCCUCCAAAAUGGCCGUCUACUUUGUGGGAACAAAGGGAAGUGCUUCAUUUGGGAACCCGGCGGCCAUCAUCAGUAAAAGCCCAGAUUUCAGGGGUUGCGUCUUGUCUCCAGAGGUCAUAAAAAUCGGAGAAGUUGCAAACGGCUGGCGAGAAUCCCUGAAGUACUGCAAAGAUCAGACCAUGGAGCUGAUCAGCUUCCCCGAGGCCCAACUCCAGAGACAAGUCUCCAAAAAAAUCUUCCAGGCCAACGAUGACAGCCUGAAGGAGGUGUGGAUCGGCAUGCGUCGGAGCUCCCAGUCUGGGGAGUGGUACUGGCUCAACACGGCUCCGGUCAAUGACACCAACUGGGAGGACGGGGAGCCCGGCACGGUGCACGAUGGCCAGUGUGCCAUCAUGAGUCUGGAAAAGGACAAGGACUUUGGCUGGAGCGACGAGGACUGCUGUAAGGCCGCCCGUCCCGUCUGCUACACCAAGCCCAUCUUCCUUCCCAUUUAGUGGGACGAUCCAGCAGGGUGACGCAACGGGAAGGGAAACACGCAACCGUAUCCAUAACCAUAAUGUAGUAGCCAUGCCCUAAUAUUAUUUAUGUUAUUAAAAUCACUGGUUAAAAGUUAUUUAAAUAAUAUUAUAGGUUUAGAUUAAAUCUGAACUGGGAUUUGCCCAGAGGAACGACAAAUUAUUUAAGAAACGUUCAGAAACGUUUGGUCCGUUCCACGCCUUUAGGAAGUUUUGUUAGUAAUUAGGUUUGAUGAGUUUUUGUGAAAAUGUAACACCAGGUUCAAGGUCUCGGUGGGAGUGUGGGGGUUAUAGAGAGCUCCAGGGAUGACAUUUGUAGUCCACCAGGAAGUGAUCAUCUGUAUAUGAGUAUGGGUAUACACAGCGAGACUGUAAAGGAGGACGAGUCAGCAUGAUGACUUUUAGUUGUCUCAUUUAGACACUUGUUAGCAACCGACUUUUUAAAAUUCACCAGAGGGAUAUUUACUGACGUAUUUUAUAUCGUAGAACAAAAUGUUAAAAUCUCUUCAGCUUGUGUUUACCACAGACCUUACUUCAGACAUCUAACUAAAAACACAUUGACUUACAGUGAAUUGAUUCUCAAAAAUACAGAACAAAGUGCGUCCCCUAUCAGUCCAAUCAGUACACGUCUUUUAGUUUCCAAUAACGGGAUGAUUAUUUAUGUUACGGGACGGUUGGAAACCCUGAACUCACCAGCUGGCUUAUUUUUAACAGAAUGUUUUCUGUCUUUGUUUUGUAGCUUUACUAUACAUUACUAUACAUAUGGUGUAAUAAUAUUUAAUAUGGUGAAAUAAAUGUCAGAUUCUGACUGAAUAUGAACAUACUGCUUUAGCUUCGUAUUGGUUGAUGUAGUAGAUUAUUAAACACAGAGUCUGUGAUCUGAUUGGUUAAAGGACAUUAUAUCCAUCACUUGUGUGUCUUAAUAAAUUUAAUCUAAUCUCUGAUGAUA